Thamnophis elegans (Western terrestrial garter snake) is the source of this 2595-nucleotide messenger RNA. RefSeq names its product annexin A7 (gene ANXA7). The coding region runs from base 105 to 1475 and encodes 456 amino acids. NCBI's taxonomy places the organism in Eukaryota, Metazoa, Chordata, Lepidosauria, Squamata, Natricidae. The record is from RefSeq and is a predicted model, not a curated record. Gene Ontology annotation, cellular component: cytoplasm. The transcript has 13 exons. Gene Ontology annotation, molecular function: calcium ion binding; calcium-dependent phospholipid binding.
AGGAAAGGGGCGGAACAGGCUCGCCUCUCCCCGUCUCCAUUUUGCUCUUCGUUCUGAGCGUCGGUGGUCGGAGGGGACGCCGAGUUUCUUAGCCACAUUCCAGAAUGUCAUACCCAGGAUAUCCUCCAUCAGGCUACCCAUCUUUUCCUGGUUAUCCUCCUACCGGACAGGAGUCUGUUUAUCCACCUGCUAGCCAGUAUUCUUACCCUGGGGUGCCUGGAGGCUUCCCACCUGUGGGAGGCAGUGAAUAUAAUGUAGCUCCACCAACUGGGGAAUUCCCAGGGAAUGCAGGCUACCCAACCGCACCUGGUGGGUAUCCUCCUGCAUCCAUUGGAUACCCUGGACUACCUCAGCCUGGUGGCAUGCCAACGUAUCCUGGAGGUGCUGGUUUUGGAGUACCCCCCUCUGGCUCUGGUUUUGGCUAUCCACAGCUUCAAUCCCAAACUUAUGGUGGAGGUGGUAUACCAGCUGGGUAUCCUGGUGGACAAACACCAUCAACACCACUGCAGCCUGCAGCAUUAACUCAGACCACGCAAGGCACAAUUCGACCAGCUCCUAAUUUUGAUGCAGGGAGAGAUGCAGAAAUUUUGCGCAAGGCUAUGAAAGGAUUUGGUACGGAUGAGCAAGCAAUCGUUGAUGUUGUUGCCAACCGUUCAAGUAAUCAGAGGCAACAAAUUAAAUCUGCUUUCAAGACUAUGUAUGGCAAGGAUUUAAUUAAAGACCUGAAGUCGGAGCUAAGUGGAAAUAUGGAAGAACUGAUCCUUGCAUUGUUCAUGCCAUGUACCUAUUAUGAUGCCUGGAGUUUAAGGCAUGCAAUGAAGGGUGCAGGUACCCAAGAAAAUGUAUUGAUUGAAAUUCUUUGUACAAGAACAAAUCAGGAGAUUCAAGAAAUAGUCAAAUGUUACAAGAAUGAAUUUGGAAGAGAUAUUGAGCAUGAUAUUCGGGCUGAUACCUCUGGUCAUUUUGAACGAUUACUUGUAUCUAUGUGUCAGGGUAAUCGGGACGAGAAUCAAACUGUAGAUUAUCAAAAAGCUCAGCAGGAUGCGCAACGACUUUACCAAGCUGGGGAAGGAAAACUGGGAACAGAUGAGUCUUGCUUCAACAUGAUCCUCGCAACCAGAAGCUUCCCCCAGCUGAAAGCCACUGUGGAAACUUAUUCACAGAUAGCUAACCGUGAUUUAUUAAGCAGCAUUGGCCGGGAAUUUUCAGGAAAUGUAGAGCGUGGCUUGAAGGCUAUUUUACAAUGUGCUCUAAAUCGCCCAGCCUUUUUUGCAGAAAGACUUCAUCAUGCCAUGAAAGGAGCUGGCACAGAUGAUUCUACCCUGGUUAGAAUUAUUGUAACUCGUAGUGAGAUUGAUCUUGUACAGAUCAAACAGCUGUUCACGCAGAUGUACCAGAAGACUUUGGCCACCAUGAUUUCAAGUGACACAAGCGGGGAUUACAGACGGUUACUCUUGGCCAUUGUGGGUCAGUAGGAAGCACUCUCAGAAAGUAAAACAAGAGCUGCAAACAGCCAACGAUCACUACCAGCUAUCAAGAGCGUAUAAAAAUAUAAAUUAUCCUAGACAAUUAAGUAUGCAUCAGGUUCUUUUAUUUUUCACAUAUAAUUGCUUUAAUUUAGCUCAUCAUGUACUUUACAAUAAACCUGCUGCCUAAAUGUGCCUGUUCUGUAUUGUCACAAAGGCUGUUACUUAUUUCAUACUGUGUGCAUUGCAUAAUGUUGUUUACUCUGAGAAAGGAAAUGAUAAGAGCUACACUCAGACAAUGUAAGCAUGUCCAGUUUUUGAAAUUGUCCAUAAAUUUUGAAAUUAUGACAUUGUGCAUCUUUAUUAUGUCUUGUAAAAACCCAAACAGAGUAUAUUUCCCAUGAAAAGCAGUUUUAUAAUUUUUCAAAAUACUAUUGUAAAAAUUUCAAUAUUCCAAUUUUAUUUAGCACCUUGGUCCGGGGUGCCCAAACUUGGGAACUUUAAGACUUGUGGACUUCAACUCCCAGAAUUCCCCAGCCAGCAUGGGAGUUCUGGGAGUUGAAGUCCACAAGUCUUGAAGUUCCCAAGUUUGGACACCCCUGCCUUAGUCAAUUUAUAGUUCUCUAAGAUUAAAUAUUGUUUAGCUAUUUGCUGUUUAUUUCAGAUUCUUUAAAUUCUAAGCUUAUUAUUAAAUUUUUCUUUCAUUCUGGAUUGAAGGCAGGUUGAUCUGACAUUUUCCAAUUUGUCUUUCCAAAAGUCUCUAAUAGCUUAGAAAUAAUUAAUCAAUUAAUUCCUGAAAGUGAUGUCUGCUAACUUAGUAUCUGUCAAGAUUGAACCACUUUGCUUCUUUCAAACUUUAAUGCUUUUCAAUUGCCAAUGAGCUGGGGGGAUGGAAGGUGGAAAUGAAAUGUAGAGAAUGAAUGCAGAGAUUGUGAGAGCAUCAAGGAAAGAGAGGGACUGUUUCUAUAACAAAAGAAUGUCUCAUAAAUGGACAAUCACCCUGCGGUGGGGAGAAGGGGAAAAUAUUGUUUAACUGGACAAACAUUUGCGCGGGAAAACCAGAGUUGGUUUUGUUUUUUUCAGUACCAAUAUGGUGUAUCCAAUAAAGUUUUACUUUUGAGAAUUUAAA